Molecule: messenger RNA, 1227 nt
Organism: Impatiens glandulifera
Lineage: Eukaryota; Viridiplantae; Streptophyta; Magnoliopsida; Ericales; Balsaminaceae
Exons: 1
Coding region: 1-1227 (408 amino acids)
Source: RefSeq, a predicted model, not a curated record
AUGGAUUAUGAGGAAACAUUUGCUCCUGUUGUGAAAAUGAAAACUAUUCGCACUUUAAUUGAUGUUGCUUCAAUUUGCCAAUGGAAAAUCGAUCAAAUGGAUGUGAAGAAUGCUUUUUUGAAUGGUGACCUUCAUGAAGAGGUUUAUAUGAUGUCUCCCCUGGUGUUCCUCAUCAACCUGGUGAAGUUUGCAAGCUUCACAAAACUCUUUAUGGUCUCAAAUAAUCACCACGUUCCUGGUUUCAAAACAUUUUCUAUGGUGAUCACUUCGCUUGGCUUUCUUUCUAGUAACCAUGAUUCGACUUUAUUUAUCCAGCGUACAACAGUAGGAUGCAUUCUUCUAUCCGUGUAUGUUGAUGAUAUGAUUAUUACAAGUGAUGAUCAUGAUGGUAUUGAAUCAUUGAAGUCUGAGUUAGCACACUCAUUCGCUAUGAAAGAUUUGGGAAUGCUACAUUAUUUUUUGGGAAUUGAGGUAGCUUAUUCUCCCAAAGGUUAUCUCUUAUCUCAAUCUAAGUACAUUUCUGAUUUGUUUGAGCAUGCUCGACUAACUGACAACCGAAUUGUUAAUACACCCCUUGAGACCAAUGCUAGAUACUCUCUGUCCGAUGGCACUCUUUUGGAGGAUUAUGGUCUUUAUUGUACCAUUGUUGGCAGCUUGGUUUAUCUUACUAUAACUCGCCCAAACAUUGCGCAUGCAGUUCAUGUGGUUAGUCAGUUUUUCACUACCCUUACUACAGUUCAUUGGGCUGCUGUUCUUCGUAUUCUCAAGUAUCUUCGGGGCACUCAAUUUCAUAGUCUCAUAUUUCCUUCCAUGUCUUCAUUAAAGUUACGUGCCUACUCUGAUGCGGAUUGGAUUGGUGAUCCUACGGACCGCAAGUCGACCACUGGAUAUUGUAUUUUCCUCGGUGAUUCUCAUAUUUCAUGGAAGAGAAAGAAACAAGAUGUCAUCUCUCGGUCUUCUACAGAAGCUGAGUAUCAAGCCAUGGCCUCGACUACUUAUGAAAUUGUUUGGUUACGCAGAUUACUUAUUGAUAUGGGUAUUUCUCUUUCUCAUCCUACUCUGCUAUAUUGCGAUAAUCAAAGUGCUAUCCAGAUUGCACAGAAUUAUGUCUUUCAUGAGCGAACCAAACAUAUCGAGAUUGAUUGUCAUGUCACUCGUCAUCAUCUACAAACUCACACCAUCACUUUGUCAUUUGUUCCUUCCUCUUUGCAGAUUGCAGAUUGCUGA